AGCAGCAGCACCAGCAGAAGUGAAGCUGCUAGGCGAAGCCCGCUGGCCGGCCGGGAAGAGCAUGAAGAGCUGGGUGCAGAGCCACCUCCACGUCGGCCUCAUCGUCGGCGUCCUCCUCGUGCUCCUCACCUAUCUCAUCGUCUCGGAGCAGGCUGCGACGACCAGCGGCACCAGAGUUGUCACUACGGUAGCAGAAUGGCUCGUGGAUAAACAGCUGAGUGAAGGAACCAGUGAAACUGUUGUCACUGCGGAAGCACAGCAGAUCGUGAACAAACAGCUGAUUCAAGCUCCUAGUGAAACAGAGAAGCCCACCAAGGUGCUGUGCAGCACGGAGGAGCGCUUGUCCGACUACUGCGAGCUCGAUGGCGACGUCCGCAUCCGCGGCAGAGCCUGGUCGGUGGACGUCGUCCCCUCGACCUGGUCGGAGCGCCGGGAGUGGAAGAUCCGGCCGUACUCGCGCCGGAGCGCGACCCACGUCGACAUGGUCAACGUGACGCAGCUGCAGGGCCCGUCCGCCGCCGCCCCGGCAUGCACGGUGACCUACGACGUGCCGGCCAUCAUCUUCGCGCUCGGCGGGUACUCCGGCAACGUCUUCCACGACCACGCCGACGUGCUCCUGCCGCUCUUCUACCUGUCCCGGCAGUACGGGCGCGAGGUCCAGCUCCUGGUCAUCAACCGCGUCCAGCCGUGGUGGCUGGGCAAGUACGCGCUCGCCCUGCGCCGGAUGUCCAGGUACGACGUCGUGAACCUCGACGGCGACACCCACGUCCGCUGCUUCCGGCGCGUCACCGUGGGGCUCCGCCUGCACAAGGACUUCGGCAUCGUCCCGGAACAGGUGCCCGGCGGGGUCCGCCUCGCCAUGCCCGACUUCACCCGGUUCCUGCGCGAGGCCUACUCGCUCCCGCGCGGCGCGACGACGAGCCUGACCGAUCCCAGCAAGAAGCCGCGGCUGAUGCUGAUCCAGCGGCAGCCGCACCGGCGGUUCCUGAACGAGAAGGAAAUCGUGGCGGCGGCGGAGGAGGCCGGGUUCGAGGUGGCGGUGACGGAGCUACGCAUCGACGCGGCCGUGGACGCGCAGGCGCGGCUGGUGAACUCGUUCGACGCGAUCCUGGGGCUCCACGGCGCGGGGAUGACGAACGAGGUGUUCCUGCCGCCGGGCGGGGUGCUCAUCCAGGUGGUGCCGCUGGGGAAGCUGGACCUGAUGGCGAGGGUGGAGUACGGCGAGCCGGCGGCAGAGAUGGGGCUCAAGUACCUCUGCUACAACAUCACCGUGCAGGAGAGCUCGCUGCUGGAGGAGCUGGGGCCGGACGACCCGGCGAUCACGGACCCGGACUCGGUGCACCGGAGGGGAUGGGCCGCGCUCUACGACAUCUACCUCACCAGGCAGGACGUCCGCCUCGACAUCGCCCACCUCAAGCUCACGCUCGCGGAGGCCAUGGAGCACCUCAGGCGGCAGUAGGGCCAGGUGGAUCGAUCCGGGAUCGGAGACACACGUCAUGCGUUUCAGGACAUGUUAUCCGAUACUAUAGUUCGUUAUUUGGUGAACCAUUUGCGUGGUAGAAUACACGCUAUAUAUAAGUGGUCCCUUAUACACAAAA
This is a messenger RNA of Setaria italica (foxtail millet), 1598 nucleotides long. Its product is annotated as protein O-linked-mannose beta-1,4-N-acetylglucosaminyltransferase 2. NCBI's taxonomy places the organism in Eukaryota, Viridiplantae, Streptophyta, Magnoliopsida, Poales, Poaceae. The transcript has 4 exons. The record is from RefSeq and is a predicted model, not a curated record. Bases 62 to 1459 code for a protein of 465 amino acids. Gene Ontology annotation, molecular function: glycosyltransferase activity.